AUGUCUGAUAAAAACAAAGUACUAUUUCUUCAAUCGGCACCACCAAAAUUUGAAGAGAUACAAAAGACUAUUUUCAAUGAUGGUGCUGUGGAUUUCAUAUGGAGAAUUCACAAGACGUUCGAGAAGCAAAUUGAACAACUUUAUAAGCAUAGGCUGCAACGCACUGUGAUAACGCAAACACUUUCGACUUUGGACUUCAAAAAAUCUCCAGAAAGAAAUGACAAGUCCUGGACUAUCGCUCCCCUACCGCCUAGAUUACAAAAUCGCCACUUAGACCUUGGUGAUGUCUCAGCUUCAAACACGGCUCAUUUUGUUUCCUCUCUAAAUGAAGAUGUGCAAGGCAUUCAAGUUGACUUUGAUGAUGGGCACUGCCCUACAUGGAAGAAUCAGUUACAGGCCUACCAAAACAUUAAGUUAGCUGUCUUAGGGAAGCUUCUCGGAGCACCUGUAACUAUCACUACCAGUCCCAUAUUGAUGUUAAGACCGAGGGCUUGGAACAUGAUAGAACAUAAUAUUUUGAUUGAAGGUAAAGAAGCAAUUGGUCCCUUGGUUGAUUUUGCAGUUUUGAUGUAUCACAAUGGAAAACUACUUUAUGAAGCUAACAGUGGGCCUUACUUUUACUUAUCCAAAUUAGAGGGUGCUACGGAAGCAUCAUUGUGGAAUGAAAUCUUUGUUUGGGCUCAAAAUGAACUUGGUCUGCCACUGGGCACAAUAAAAGCAUGUGUUUUAAUUGAGAACAUAGUGUCUAGUUUUGAACUAGAAGAAAUUUUAUAUGCAUUAAAAAACCAUUCACUAGGUCUUAACUGUGGCAUAUGGGAUUACUGUGCUUCUAUAAUAUCCAAGUUUGGGGAUCGUGAGGAGUUCUUGCUACCAGAUCGUAAUAAGUAUGUGAAUAUGGAUCGCCACUUCCUGAACAGUUACAUGAAGCUUGUCGUGGGUACAUGUCACGCUAGAGGCGCACCAGCCACCGGCGGUAUGGCGGCCGCCAUGCUGAAACCUGGCUCCGAUGCUAAUGACAAAGAAUCUAAAGUUAUAAUAACAAAGAUACUGGCUGCAAAACUGAAGGAGAUAGAAUGUGGUGUUGAUGGAUUCAUGGUCUAUGAUGCAAGAGUAGUUCCUCAAAUUAACGAGCUCUGGAAGAAAAGCGGUGCCACACCAAACCAGAUAUGUAAAAAAUUUGAAGUGAAUGUAACAGCUCAGGAUCUACUGUCUAUACCACGAGACGGUGUGACGUUGCAAGGCCUGAAGCACAACGUGGCUAUCUCCAUACUCUUCAUCUACUACUGGUUAGCCGGCAUCGGACAUUUCUUCUACAGCGGCAAUGUGGAAGAUUCUGCUACUGCAGAAAUAUCCAGAUUCCAAAUCUGGCAAUGGAUACGUUUCUCUCCUCCAUUAGAAGAUGAUCCUAAGGUGCAUGUAACUGCGAAGUUAGUUGAGAAGACUGCGGCGAGUUUUGCUGCGCAUGCGCAUAAGAACCUUUGCCGGUCGAAUGCUGAGCGCAAACGCUUGACCGCUGCUAGAUACAUGUGUAUGGAACUGUUCCUAAGUAGGAAUCCUCCAGAAUUUAUAACAAGUUAUUUAAAUGAUAAUCAUAAAUUCAGAACAUUGCACAACAAGGCGCUUUUGAGCAAUUUGUGA
This is a messenger RNA of Spodoptera littoralis (African cotton leafworm), 1638 nucleotides long. The record is from the annotation of a GenBank genome assembly. NCBI's taxonomy places the organism in Eukaryota, Metazoa, Arthropoda, Insecta, Lepidoptera, Noctuidae.